ACCAAUGGUGGUAUAACUGCCAACGGGGAGAACGUCAGCCCACGAGACGGGAAUCAGAGCCGAUCGACGAUUGCGCUAAACGAAGUUACCAGUUCUCGCAAGCUGAUGCCUCAAGUAUCACCUAUAGAAAAACAUUCAGUCGCAGAAUCAUCGAGACCACCCAUCGAACUUCACUUCCCACCGAGGUUUACAAUCAGUGAAGAACAACUAGCGACGACACAACUCGAUACAAUCUCCAGUGAUCUAGAAGAAGAUUUUGAGCUCGAUUGGGAGACUGGAAGUGAUUCAGAUAUGGACUUCCAUACGAAUUCUUCCACUCCCGACAGUUGGUCAGAGGUGUCGAGUUCACCUCCUGCUCGCUCCAUGCUCAGAAGCAUGACCUCUAUCCCAAUCGCUGUUCCCCGAACUCCUACCCGUUCACGCACCUUGCCCGUCUCUGGCACACCUAUGGCCACUUCCGCCUGCCAAACCCACGUACCGAGCUUGUACUAUGAAAGGCUACAAGCAACCUUAGCUCUUCAAAUUCACAAGGAUAUAUAUAUUUUCCCUUCUUUGGAAAACUUCUGCGAUCACUUCGUCGUUUUCCAGUGGUGGUAUCCUUCCUUUCUCCACCUUGCCUUUAGAUUCAACAGUCUUGCAUUCCAGUUCUAUUAUGUGGAUAUUCC
This is a messenger RNA of Acaulospora colombiana, 665 nucleotides long. The record is from the annotation of a GenBank genome assembly. NCBI's taxonomy places the organism in Eukaryota, Fungi, Glomeromycota, Glomeromycetes, Diversisporales, Acaulosporaceae.